This is a messenger RNA of Auxenochlorella protothecoides, 942 nucleotides long. RefSeq names its product Malate dehydrogenase, mitochondrial. The record is from RefSeq and is a predicted model, not a curated record. The coding region runs from base 1 to 942 and encodes 313 amino acids. Gene Ontology annotation, cellular component: cytoplasm; mitochondrion. Gene Ontology annotation, biological process: tricarboxylic acid cycle; malate metabolic process. Gene Ontology annotation, molecular function: L-malate dehydrogenase (NAD+) activity. NCBI's taxonomy places the organism in Eukaryota, Viridiplantae, Chlorophyta, Trebouxiophyceae, Chlorellales, Chlorellaceae. The transcript has 4 exons.
AUGAACAGCCUGUUCCGCGCAAGCAGGGAUCUCCUGCGGGCAUCGGCCACCCGUGGCUAUGCCUCUGCCUCCUUUCCCGAUCGCAAGGUCGCCGUGCUCGGCGCCGCUGGUGGUAUCGGGCAGCCUCUGUCCCUCCUCCUCAAGCUGAACCCCUACGUGACAGAGCUGGCGCUGUACGAUAUUGCGGGCACGCCCGGCGUGGCGGCCGACAUCUCGCACAUCAACUCCAAGGGCCGCGUGAAGGGGUACGCAGGCGAGGAUCAGCUGGGGGAGGCGCUGAAGGGCGCGGACGUGAUCGUCAUCCCCGCCGGCGUGCCGCGCAAGCCCGGCAUGACCCGCGACGACCUGUUCAAGAUCAACGCCGGCAUCGUUCGUGCUUUGGUGCUGAAGGCCGCGGGCGUGUACGACAAGCGCAAGGUGCUGGGCGUGACCACGCUGGACGUGGUCCGCGCCAAGACCUUCUACGCCGAGAAGGCGGGCGUCGACGUGGGCAAGGUGGACGUGCCCGUGGUGGGCGGGCACGCGGGCAUCACCAUCCUCCCCCUCUUCUCCCAGACUGUGCCCACGCCCAACGUGGACCUGUCCCCCGCCGACAUCGACGCGCUGACCAAGCGCACGCAGGAGGGCGGCACCGAGGUGGUCCAGGCCAAGGCGGGGAAGGGCUCCGCGACGCUGUCCAUGGCUUACGCUGGCGCGCUCAUGGCCGAUGCAUGCCUGCGCGGCCUUAACGGCGACUCCGAUGUCGUGGAGUGUGCGUAUGUGGAGUCCACUGUCACCGACCUGCCCUUCUUUGCGUCCAAGGUCCGCCUGGGCCGCGCCGGCGUGGAGGAGGUUUAUGGUCUGGGCGAGCUCAACGACUAUGAGCGCGCGGGGCUGAAGUCCCUGGUGCCGGAGCUCCAGGCCUCCAUCGACAAGGGCGUGAAGUUCAUGCAGGAGGCGUGA